Rotaria socialis is the source of this 1965-nucleotide messenger RNA. Lineage: Eukaryota; Metazoa; Rotifera; Eurotatoria; Philodinida; Philodinidae. The record is from the annotation of a GenBank genome assembly.
AUGUCAAAUAUAUUGAUAACUAAUUAUUUGAGAUAUGUAAUACUUGUUGGAAGACGUCUAGCAACAGCUACUCAAUCUAAUGUUAACAUCGGUGAUCGAAUGAAAAUGCUAAAUGAUAAUAAACAAUAUCAGAAAGCUCUUCAAUUAUUUGAUACAUUCAAUGAACAAAACAUUGAUAAAUGUUCCAAUUGGAUUAUUAUACAAGCUUUAAAAGCGUGCACUGAAAUAAAGGAUGUUCAACAUGGUUCACAAAUUCAUAAUCUUAUUUCUUCUCGUUUGAAACGGGAUCCUUAUGUAUUACCGUCAUUAAUUCAUUUCUAUAUGCAAUGUGGCGACGUUACUCGUGCUCAAUUAUUGUUUGAUAAAUCAACAAAGAAAACACUGGUUAUGUACGGAGCCAUGAUGAAAGGUUACAUAAAAAAUAAUUCGGCGACAAAUGCAAUUGAUCUUUUCAAGGAAGUUAAGAAUCCAAAUGAAGUUAUGGUCAAUCUCGUUUUCAAUGCUUGUGCUCAGUUGGCAACGGAAAAUGAAUUAAAUUUAUUAAAAUCAAUCUCAUCAGUGAUUUCCAGUUCUUUCUAUUCAAAUCAUUAUGUUUUAACUUCUCUUAUUGAUGCAUUUAUUAAAUGUGGUGAUGUAAAAAGUGCUAAAUCAUUAUUCGAUAAAUCAACAAGAAAAACAUUACCAAUGUACGGAGCUUUGAUGGCAGGUUUGACAAUAAAUGAUCAAGAGGAGCAAGCAAUUGCUAUUUUCAAUGAGAUUCCUCUGAAUGAGCUCCAUCGAGAAAAUCACAGUGAAAAAAAAAACUUACUGUUUGAAAAGAAAACUGAUUGUCUUGAAGCAAAUGUAACUAUUUAUUUAUGUCUUAUAAAAGCUUUGGCUAAGCUUGGUAUAUUUGAACAAGCUCAGUCGUUUGUUCAACAAAUUCCAAGUUCUGUUCUUGCUGAUCAACGAAUUCGAAAUGCAUUGAUUCAUAUGUGGGGUAAAGUUGGUUCUGUCGAUGAAGCAAGACGAAUAUUUGAAAACAUAUCUCAACUGGAUCACAUUGGAUGGACGGCUAUGAUUAAUUCGUAUGGUUUAAAUGGGAUGGGUGUCGAGGCAGUGAAACUUUUUCAUCAAAUGCCGAAAGAAUUUAUUAAUGAUUUAACUUACGUUUGUGUUCUAAAUGCAUGUUCACAUUCAGGACUUGUUGAUGUAGCUCGUUCAAUCUUCAAUAAUAUUCAAAAGAAAACAGAAAUAAUAUACACAACAAUGAUCGAUUGUCUCAGUCGUAGAGCCGCUUUUGAAGAAGCACAACAAAUAAUUGAGCAAUUCGAACGCGAUCAGGCACCCGCAUUAACUAUCUAUAUGCCAUUGUUAUCAGGUGCUCGUAAUCAGAAAAAUACUAAAUUAUCACAGGAAGUUGUUGACCGUAUGCAGAAGCUGUUUCCUAACAUGAAAAGUUCAUUAGUGGCAGCUUCGAUUCUCUUGGCUAACGUUUAUGCAUCAUCAGGUGACAUUGAAAAAGCAACAGAUAUUAAAAUCGAGUUGCAUAAAUCAGGUGGUAAGAAACAAAUUGGUGUAACGGUGACUGAUAUCGAUGGGAAACUCUGGAAAUUUCGAGCGCAUGAUCGAUCACAUGCUGAAUCUGCGGAAAUUCAUGAACAAGCUGAUCGAAUGUCAAAAAGAAUCAUUGAAUAUGGGCAUAAGUACGAUGCAAGUUGGAUUGUAAGGCCGGUGCAACCUGAUGAGACAAUUGAAACACUUCUUUGCGGACACAGCGAACGACUUGCUAUGGCUGCUCAUUUUAUCCGUAAUCGAAAACCCAAACGCAUUCAAAUGACGAAAAACCUUCGCAUGUGUGGUGAUUGUCAUGAAGUAACUAAAUUAGUUGCUUUGAUUUAUCAAUGUGAAAUAGUUGUUCGUGACGCAAAUCGUAUACAUCACUUUAAUAUGAAUGGACAGUGCUCAUGUCAAGACUAUUUCUAA